This is a messenger RNA of Drosophila subpulchrella, 3183 nucleotides long. RefSeq names its product glutamate receptor ionotropic, kainate 2 (gene clumsy). The transcript has 11 exons. Gene Ontology annotation, biological process: modulation of chemical synaptic transmission; synaptic transmission, glutamatergic; monoatomic ion transport. Gene Ontology annotation, molecular function: glutamate-gated receptor activity; transmitter-gated monoatomic ion channel activity involved in regulation of postsynaptic membrane potential. Gene Ontology annotation, cellular component: postsynaptic membrane; plasma membrane. NCBI's taxonomy places the organism in Eukaryota, Metazoa, Arthropoda, Insecta, Diptera, Drosophilidae. The coding region runs from base 124 to 3129 and encodes 1001 amino acids. The record is from RefSeq and is a predicted model, not a curated record.
AACAUCACAGUUGAAACGGUAGAAAGUGGGCGAAAAUUGUAUUCGGAAGCUUUACAUCAUCAGCAAAACCAGCCAAUUUAGGCAGUUUCUUUUAAUGGAUAUCUCCCAGUUAUAAAAUGCAAAAUGUAUUUGAUAUUCAUCGCGCAUAUCCUAAUGAUUUUGUCCCCAGCAAUCGCUGAUAGAAAUCAGUUUAUGGUGGGUAGCAUCUUUACAUCAGACAAAGAUGAAUCGGAAAUUGCAUUCCGAACCGCCGUGGACCGUGCAAAUAUAUUGGAGCGGAGCAUAGAACUUGUUCCAAUUGUUAUGUAUGCCAACACGGAUGAUAGUUUCAUUAUGGAAAAAAUGGUUUGCAAUUUGAUUUCGCAAGGAGUAAUUGCCAUUUUCGGACCCAGUACGGGCAGCAGUUCUGACAUAAUUGCCUCCAUAUGUGACACACUUGAUAUACCACACAUAGUCUAUGACUGGAUACCCAAUGAAUCUAUACCAGAUCGAGAGCACUCUACCAUGACCCUUAAUGUUCAUCCCGAUAACCUCUUGUUAUCUCAGGGACUUGCAGAGAUUGUUCAGAGCUUUGGCUGGCGUAGUUUUACGGUUGUCUAUGAGUCCGAUAGGGAGCUUCAACAACUUCAGGAUAUUUUGCAAGUCGGUGAGCCAAGCAGCAAUCCAACUACGGUAAAACAAUUGGGACCAGAUGACGAUCAUAGGCCAUUUCUGAAGGAAAUCAAACUAUCCACCGAUAACUGCCUGAUUCUGCACUGUGCACCAGAUAAUCUAUUGAAAAUAUUGGAACAAGCUAAUGAAAUGAAAAUGUUGGGCGAGUAUCAGAGCGUUUUCAUACCGCAUCUGGACACCCAUACAAUCGAUUUUGGCGAUCUUUCUCGUGUCGGGGCCAACAUCACCAUGGUGCGAAUAAUGGAUCCAACCGAUUUCCAUGUCAGAAACGUUGUACACGACUGGGAGGAGCGGGAGAAACGCGAGGGGCGGUACUUUAAAGUCGAGUCAGAUCGGGUAAAAACUCAGAUGAUACUGAUCAACGAUGCCGUUUGGCUGUUCUCCAAGGGUCUUACUGAGCUGGGAAUUUUUGAGGAGCUCACAGCCCCCGAAGUAGAGUGCAGGCGAAAGAAACCCUGGCCAUUUGGUAAACGUAUUAUUGAAUUCAUGAAAGCGCGCUCCGAGGAGACUUCCACGGGUCGAAUUGACUUCAAUGAGAAUGGUCAGAGAAGCUUCUUCACGCUGCGAUUCAUGAAUUUAAAUGCUGACGGCUUUUCGAAUUUAGCCACUUGGGAUCCGGUGAACGGGUUAGAUAAGCUCGGCGACGAAGCGGAGAGCGAGAAAAGAGUAGGUCAAAUGCUGUCCAAUAAAACCUUCAUAGUGUCCUCCCGCCUGGGAGCCCCAUUUCUCACGCUUCGAGAGUCGGAGGAAGGGGAAAUCCUAUCGGGAAAUGCCCGAUACGAGGGCUACUCCAUAGACUUGAUCGAUGAAAUUGCAAAAAUGCUGAAAUUCAAAUACGAAUUUCAUUUGACAUCCGACGGCAAGUACGGAGCUCUCAACAAGGUGACCCAGACUUGGGAUGGUAUUGUAAGACAACUAAUUGAUGGGAAUGCUGAUCUUGGAAUCUGCGACUUGACGAUGACAUCUUCCCGACGCCAGGCCGUUGACUUUACACCCCCUUUCAUGACCCUUGGAAUCAGUAUUUUGUUUUCUAAGCCUCCCACACCACCCACCGAUCUAUUCUCAUUUUUGUCUCCAUUCUCCCUGGAUGUGUGGAUCUACAUGGGAUCUGCGUAUCUGUUCAUUUCAACGCUGCUUUACGGACUGGCCCGAAUGGCGCCCGACGAUUGGGAAAAUCCGCAUCCCUGCAAGGAGCCCGAAGAGGUGGAGAAUAUAUGGUGUAUUAUGAACACCACCUGGCUUUCGAUCGGCUCAUUGAUGGGACAGGGCUGUGACAUUCUGCCAAAGGCUGCCUCAACCAGAUUGGUCACCGGAAUGUGGUGGUUCUUCGCUCUGAUGAUGCUGAACUCCUACACAGCCAACUUGGCUGCCUUUCUAACCAAUUCCCGUCAGGGGAAUUCCAUCAGCAGUGCCGAGGAUCUGGCUGCCCAGAAUAAAAUAAAAUACGGUGCCAUGGCCGGUGGUUCCACAAUGGGUUUCUUUCGGGACUCGAACUUUAGCGUUUACCAAAAAAUGUGGACGGCCAUGGAAAGCGCUAGUCCCUCGGUUUUCACAAAAACCAACGACGAGGGAGUCGAGAGGGUUCAGAAGGGCAAGAAUCUGUAUGCUUUUUUGAUGGAGUCCACCACCUUGGAGUACAAUGUGGAGCGGAAGUGCGAUCUGGUGCAGAUCGGUGGAUGGCUGGACUACAAGAGCUAUGGCAUCGCGAUGCCCUUUAAUUCCCCAUAUCGCAAACAGAUCAGUGGGGCAGUAUUAAAAUUGGGUGAAAAGGGACAGCUGGCGGAACUAAAAAGAAAGUGGUGGAAGGAGAUGCACGGCGGUGGAAACUGCGAGAAGAGCGACGAUGAAGGCGGAGACACGCCGGAACUGGGAUUGGAGAACGUGGGUGGUGUCUUCCUGGUGCUGGGACUCGGUUUGUUUGCAGCCAUGGUCCUCGGAUGUACGGAGUUCCUGUGGAACGUGAAAUCUGUAGCUAUCGAAGAAAAGAUCUCGCUAAAAGAUGCUUUUAAAUCAGAGGCCUUGUUUGCGGCCAAAAUUUGGAUAACUACAAAACCAGUACAUGCAAGUUCUGGCUCGGGCAGCUCAUCUUCGUCCAGUUCCUCUUCAAGUCGCACCAAGCAUUCUUCGAAGUCCCAAGGCUUGUCCAUGAAAAGUCUCAAGAGCUCUGGCGAUCACGACGUAGAGGCAUCUGUUCACAGUAAAUUAAAGAAAAUCGGUUCCAUGUUCUCACUAAAAUCACAGAAGACAACCACUCCACCGCCACCAGAGGUCGGCUGGAAAAUCGACAAGUCAACGCAAAUGGAUGAAGAUGAAGUACCAACUCCUGAAGCGGAACCCGAAUUGAUCCCGGAAGAAGAACCAGAGCAACCGCAACAUCGGCAUCAUCAUCACCAUCAUCAUCAUCGCCAUCAUCACCAUCAUCAUCAAGAUGAUCAGGAACAUGACGAUGAAGAAUAAUAACGUUUGCCCAAAGAACUUAGUCAUCCACCAAGUUUGUUAAGCGAAAAAAAA